AUGAAUAAUGAACUGUUUGUACAGCUAUACAAGGAAGCUUUUCAGGUCGGCGCAAUGUUCCACCUAACCAAGUUUCAGACAGACACUCUGGAAGCGAAAAUGGCAGAAGUGAGAAAAAAAUUCAAGGGUAGAGAAGUUUUCUUGAAAAAGCUCAUUCGAAAUGAAGUGUCCGUGGCAGUCCUGUUUCAGAAAAAACUGUGUAAUAUUCAAGAGAUGCUGAAACAGGAGGAGCUGGACCUUACUGAAAGGAAAGCACUGUACACACUGAUAUUAGAGCAAUUCAAAGAGCCGCUGGUUGAAUUAGAACAAGAGGCUGUCCGAGUCAGAAGUGUCCAUCAACAACAUUAUAAUGAAAUUAGCCAAAUAAUGGAGAAGAGAAAAUCUAUUAGAAAAAAUGUGGAAAAGGCAAAGAAAAAACUGAAAGUUAGGGGGAAGAAAACUCAUGAGACAUUAAUAGAAGCCGAAGAAAAAAACUCAACAAUGUUUAAAGAAAUUUUUGAUACAAAGAACAAAAUAACUAUUCUACAAGCCAAAAUGAACAAAUUAAACAAGGAUUUAAUGUUAAAAGAAGAGGAAAAGAAACAGUGUGAUGAAAGACUUGCAAUUUUAAAGGAAGAGUUAAAAAGUGUAAGAUACAAAAAAGAACAUACACAAGCUGUGUUUGAUCAAAUUGAGGGUGAUAAAAGAAACUCUAAGGAGAGAUUAUAUGAGGAAGAAGACAGAUUUAAAAUACUGGUAUCUAUGAGACAUAAAACCCUGAAUGAACUUAAGCUCUGUGCGCUGCAAAAGAGGAUGCAUAAGGUAUGGGAGACGCUCUUCAAACUGGUGUCCCUCUACAGUGAGACGAGGCUGGCCAAGUUCCAGGCAUGCUCUCAAGAGAGUAUUCAGAAAAUAUUAGCUGUGCAGAAUGAAUCUUCAAAUUUGAUACAGCACAUCUUCGCUUUCUUCCAGUCUUUACCAGAUGGACUGUGUGAAGAGAAUGAUGGUUAA
Elephantulus edwardii (Cape elephant shrew) is the source of this 990-nucleotide messenger RNA. RefSeq names its product coiled-coil domain-containing protein 178-like. The coding region runs from base 1 to 990 and encodes 329 amino acids. NCBI's taxonomy places the organism in Eukaryota, Metazoa, Chordata, Mammalia, Macroscelidea, Macroscelididae. The record is from RefSeq and is a predicted model, not a curated record. The transcript is spliced from 8 exons.